GGAGGAGGAGGAGGAGGAGGAGGAGGAGGAGGAGGGAGUCCCGGCUCCGGCAUGAGGCCGGGCUGAGCGAUGUGCGAGCAGGCAGCGCGGUCGUGCCGGGCCGGCGUGCACAGGCUGCUGCGCAAACCUCCGCCGGCGCUGCGCGGGCUGGACGGGCUCCUGCGCUGGGUGGUGGCCAGGAUGAGCGACAAAGGCGUCGCCGACAGGGAGCUGCUCACCCCCGGAGCCGCUUCGCAGAGGAAGGGCACCUCCGUCAUCCUCGAUAUUUUCAGAAGAGCUGACAAAAAUGAUGACGGGAAGCUGUCCCUGGAGGAGUUCCAGGCCUUUUUUUCAGAUGGGACACUCAACGAGGAAGAACUUGAGAAGCUCUUCCACACCAUCGACUCGGACAACACCAACAACGUGGACACCAAGGAGCUGUGUGACUAUUUUGCUGAUCAUAUGGGAGACUAUGAAGACGUCUUGGCCUCGCUGGAGACCCUGAACCUCUCCAUCCUGAAGGCGAUGGACUACACCAAACGGGUGUAUGAGAGCGGCAGCAAUGUGGACCAGUUCGUCACCCGCUUCCUGCUGAAGGAGACGGCCAACCAGACCCAGUCGCUGCUCAGCUCGGUGGAGAGCGCCGUGGAUGCCAUUGAUGAGCAGACCAACCCCGCCAGGCACUACCACGGCCAGGCUGGCCACGCGCUGGUGGAGCCCUGGUACGACAGCCCCGUGCCCAGCUAUGCGCCCCCUGCCCGCGUGGUGCCCAGGGACCGCGGGAAGGGCAGCCAGACCGGUCCCUCUGACCCCAAGGAGGACGGGCUGGAGGGGCAGAUCAGCAGGCUGGCCGCACUCAUCGGCAGGCUGGAGGACAAGACCCUCUGGUUCGACUUGCACCAGCGGCUGUCAGACAGCGAAAGCACAGCGUGCACGUACCUCCUCCUGGUGCGGGAUGAGAUGACGGUGUCGCACAAGCACCUGGGCGAGUUCUGCAGCUCCCUGAAGCAGUACCUGAAGAGCGUGGCCGGGGAGAGGGACUGCUUCCACGUCACCGCGGUCAAGCUGCCCGACGGGGUCACCUUCAUCGUCUAUGAGUUUUGGGAGACUGAGGAGGACUGGAAGAGGCACCUGCAGAGUGCCACCUGCAAGGGCUUCCAGCACGUCAAGGUGGACACCCUGAGCCAGCCCGAGGCCGUCUCCAGCGUGGCUGUGCCAGCCGCCUGGUGCACCCUGAGCCGAGAGUGACAGCACCGAGGGCCUGGCCGUGCCCCCCUCCUGACAGCCCCAGGAGGGUGGGAGGUGUGAGUGUCACCUGCCUGCGCUGAAGGAGCCCGCUGUGAUACCCCCCAAACCCCCCCAAACCUCCCGCAUCCCAUCCCUGGCUACCGCAUCCCUGGGGGCACCUCUCCAAGGGGGUGGGGGCAUGAUGAGGAUGGGGUGGGUAUGGGAGUGCUGACCCCCCAAAAAUGGAUGUUGGGGUCCCUUUAGGGCCCUGAUGGGGUCUACAGGGGAGGGAGCAGGGCUGUGGGGUGACAGGGAUGGAAAUCUGGGGGUAGGUGGGGGUUCCCAGGGGUUACCUUCACUCAUUGGGGUGGCAGUGGGUGUCUCACAGGGUUGGGGGGUGGCUGUGUCAUGCCCCCCCUUCCCCAAAUGCUGGGGUCUGUACGUCCGUGCGUGCCUGUCUGUCUGUCUGUCUGUGCACACCCUGCCUGACCCCAUGGGCUGCCCGAGGGGGGGUUGGAGGGGUGUAUGUGGGGGCCUCACCAGGUCCCUUCCUCACCCAAGUGUUUAUUAACAGUAGAGCAAUGGAGACAACGAUACUGAAUAAAACCGUGAUGGGAG
Oxyura jamaicensis (ruddy duck) is the source of this 1824-nucleotide messenger RNA. It is a transcript of the gene NECAB2, whose product is annotated as N-terminal EF-hand calcium binding protein 2. The transcript is spliced from 13 exons. Gene Ontology annotation, cellular component: cytoplasm. Gene Ontology annotation, molecular function: calcium ion binding. The coding region runs from base 70 to 1227 and encodes 385 amino acids. The record is from RefSeq and is a predicted model, not a curated record. Lineage: Eukaryota; Metazoa; Chordata; Aves; Anseriformes; Anatidae. Gene Ontology annotation, biological process: regulation of amyloid precursor protein biosynthetic process.